This is a messenger RNA of Malania oleifera, 3091 nucleotides long. Its product is annotated as probable transmembrane GTPase FZO-like, chloroplastic. The record is from RefSeq and is a predicted model, not a curated record. Gene Ontology annotation, molecular function: GTP binding. Gene Ontology annotation, cellular component: chloroplast membrane. Gene Ontology annotation, biological process: thylakoid membrane organization. The coding region runs from base 190 to 2958 and encodes 922 amino acids. NCBI's taxonomy places the organism in Eukaryota, Viridiplantae, Streptophyta, Magnoliopsida, Santalales, Ximeniaceae. The transcript has 11 exons.
UUUUGGACAGCUUCCGUUUUCAACCUCCUUUCAACGGAUAAGAGGCUAAUAGGCUGCAAACAAUUCAAAAGCUCGCCUAAUAUUUUUGCAGAUGAUCUAGAUAAGGCUCCUUCUUCCACUCUCUUCUGCCCACUCCAGUCCUCUUCUCCAAAACCCUAAUCUUCACAAAAUCAUAGUCUGUUCAUUCACAUGGUCUCGCUGCUGUCCCGCCCCACCUUCGUGCACACUCCUGCGCACCCUCUUCUCUUCAGGCCGCACAUACCCGACCAUGGUCAACCUUCUCGAUUCAAAUGGGCUCGAACUCGCCGAACCCAUUUCCCUAAUGCCUCAAUAUCGCGGGACUCAAAUCUCCAAGACCCCCAAGACCGGCAAACGCAACAGCUAAGAACAUUGUUCCCCGGCGGGUACAAGCGGCCGGAGAUUAAAGUGCCAAAUGUUGUGCUUCGGUUGAACCCCGACGAGGUGUUGAGCGGCGGUGGUGCUGUGUUGAAUGUGAUCGAUGAGGCGGUCUCGAAAUGGGUUGGGAUUGUUGUGCUCAGUGGCGGUGAAGGAGCUGGUGGUAGGUUGUAUGAGGCCGCGUGUUUGCUGAAGUCAGUGAUUAGAGAACGAGCAUAUUUGAUGAUUGCCGAGCGGGUCGACAUUGCUGCGGCAGUAAAAGCCAGUGGGGUUGUGCUUUCUGACCAAGGUCUUCCUGCCCUUGUGGCGAGGAACACAAUGUUGGACUCCAAACCUGAAUCAGUUGUUCUUCCUUUGGUGGCAAUGGAUGUAAGAACUGCAAAUUCUGCUUUGAAUGCAUCUAAGUCUAAAGGUGUUGAUUUUCUUAUAUAUGACAUUGAUGAGAAACAUGCUGAGGUGCUUGUCAACUCUGUAUUUGAGAAUGUGAAGAUACCAGUUUUUAUCAUGAAUGCUUUGUGCGGAGAGGGUACAUCAUUUACUUGGAUAUCAAAUCUGAUCAACUCAGGUGCUAGUGGGUUAGUUAUUGCAUUGGAAGAUUUGGGAUUGCUUAGCGAUAGUGUUUUGAGCACAUUGUUCUGCAUUGUUCCUGCAAUGGAUAAAAGAAUGGGGGAUGCAUUUCAAAGCUCUAACAGGCCCAAAAUAUUGGAAGCAGAUAAUGGUUUUCAUGGUAACAGUGGGGUGGCUGGCUUUAUUAGAAUGCAGGAUAGAGAAAAACAGUUAAUUGAAAGAGAGAGAUUGGUGCUGCUUGAAGCAAUUAAUGUUAUCCAGGAAGCUGCGCCAAUGAUGGGGGAAGUCUCACUUCUUAUCGACGCAGUUUUUCAACUUGACGAACCAUUUUUGCUGGCUAUAGUGGGUGAGUUUAAUUCUGGGAAAUCAACUGUUAUCAAUGCAAUCCUUGGAAAAAGAUACCUAAAAGAGGGGGUUGUUCCAACUACUAAUGAGAUCACUUUUUUACGCCAUGCGGAGUUUGAUUCUGAGGAGCAACAGCGCUGUGAAAGGCAUCCAGAUGGCCAAUAUAUAUGCUACUUGUCUGCUCCAAUUCUCAAAGAGAUGAAUAUAGUCGAUACACCUGGAACUAAUGUGAUUCUUCAAAGGCAACAGCGCCUUACUGAGGAAUUUGUGCCACGUGCUGACUUGCUUCUUUUUGUUAUUUCUGCUGAUCGCCCUCUUACUGAAAGUGAGGUUGCUUUUCUUCGUUACACUCAGCAGUGGAAGAAGAAACUUGUAUUUGUGCUGAAUAAAUCUGACCUUUAUCGGAAUGCCAGUGAGCUUGAAGAAGGAAUUUCAUUCAUCAAAGAAAAUGCACAGAAGCUGUUGAAUACUGAGUAUGUAACAUUAUUUCCUGUAUCUGCACGAUCUGCUCUUGAGGAAAAACUUUUGAUUCCCUCUCAUUUGAGAAAUAAUUCUGGGAAAACAUUACCUACUGAUUCUCAUUGGGGAGAUAAUGGCUUUGACGAACUUGAAAAGUUCUUGUACAGCUUUUUGGAUGGAUCAACAAGUACAGGAAUAGAAAGAAUAAGGCUUAAGCUUGAAACUCCCAUUGGAAUUGCUGAUCAGUUGCUUUUGUCUUGUGAGACUAUUGUGAGACAAGAAUGCCGAUAUGCAAAGCAGGAUUUGGUGUCGGUAAAUGAAAUAGUUGGUAGUAUAAAAGAGUUCGCGAUGAAGAUGCAAAGUGAGAGCAUUUCUUGGAGGAGACAAACUUUAUUGCUGAUUGAUGCUACAAAAGCUCGCGUUGUGAAGCUUAUAGAAUCUACCCUCCAAUUAUCAAAUAUUGAUCUUGCUGCCUCCUAUGUUUUUAAAGGGGAUAAAUCUUCUAGAAUGCCAGCCACCUUAAGCAUUCAAAAUGACAUAAUAGGUCCUGCACUCACUGAUGCUCGAAGAUUACUUGGGGAAUAUGUGUCGUGGUUACAAUCACAUAGUGCUCGUGAAAAGAGGUUGUACGAGGAAUCCUUUGAGAAAAGAUGGCCUUCAUUUGUCUAUCCGCACAAUCAGGGGCAUUUGGGGACCUGUGACAUACGGAACAAUGAACUUAGCUUGAAAGUGAUUGAGAACUUCAGUGUCAGUGCUGCUUCCAAACUGUUUGAGCAAGAAAUUCGUGAAGCAUUUUUGGGAACUUUUGGUGGGCUAGGAGUGGCUGGUUUAUCUGCUUCACUACUAACAUCUGUGCUGCCAACCACUUUAGAAGAUCUUCUUGCCCUUGGCCUUUGUUCUGCUGGCGGUUUAUUAGCAGUUUCAAAUUUCCCAGCCCGUAGGCAAGAAAUGGUAAACAAGGUGAGAAGGACCUCAGAUGCCUUGGCACAUGAACUUGAAGAGGCCAUGCAAAAGGAUCUAUUGGAAAUUAUUGAAAAUCUUGAAAGCUUUGUGAAACUUACUGGUAAACCCUACGAGGAUGCAGCACAAGAUAGGCUAGACAAGUUAUCUGAGAUUCAAUAUGAAUUAUCAAAUGUUGACAAAAAACUUCGAACACUACAGAUUGAAAUUCAAAAUCUUCAUGUAUCAUGAAAUGUUUCUUGUCCAUCUGUUUAACGACAUUUAGUGCAGUCAUAUUAGUGACAAAUUAUUCCAUUAACUUACACACUCACACUUUUAUCAAUUAUUGAAUGUGCAAUAUUUAACCAGAAAGCUAUGGGUUAAA